This is a messenger RNA of Nothobranchius furzeri (turquoise killifish), 1756 nucleotides long. It is a transcript of the gene banf1, whose product is annotated as barrier to autointegration nuclear assembly factor 1. Lineage: Eukaryota; Metazoa; Chordata; Actinopteri; Cyprinodontiformes; Nothobranchiidae. Gene Ontology annotation, molecular function: DNA binding. The record is from RefSeq and is a predicted model, not a curated record.
UCUUAUCUCAUGUGUUUUAGCGGUCAAAUGACGCAAAGAGAUUAAAACACCGCUGAAUGUUAAUAAGCAGCUAAUUUAGACAUGAAAUACGCUAGCGCGCAAGCUAUUUUUAGCAUAAAUGCGCCUGAAUGCUUAGCAUGUUUCCAUAAGGCUAGUUAAUAUCACAGUACGCAAGUUUAAGGAUUAUGUAAACAUCUCGUAAUGUUUGAAAAUAGUUGGCACCCUCUGCUGACACCCGGGGGAGACUUAUAAGGCACUUCCUGUGAGGCCAAUGUGUCCUUAAUGAGCGCUAAGUUGUGCUAAUUCUGUUAGCGUUGAAAUUUGUUGCGCGCGCAUUUUAACAGUGGGACUGACUGCGGUGAUACUCAGCGUUUGGGUGCCUCUGACAGCCAUGUCUUCAACAUCUCAAAAACACAAAGAGUUUGUGGCUGAGCCCAUGGGAGAGAAAAAUGUGAUGGCUCUCGCUGGGAUUGGAGAAGUCCUUGGAAAGAGACUAGAAGAGAAGGGUUUUGAUAAGGCGUACGUUGUUCUUGGGCAGUUUCUAGUUCUGAAGAAGGAUGAGGAGCUUUUCCGAGACUGGCUCAAAGACACUUGUGGUGCAAACUCCAAACAGCAAGGUGACUGCUACGGCUGUCUCAAAGAAUGGUGUGAUGCCUUCCUAUAAGCCCUCUGGUCAAUCUGUUUUUUUUUCUCCCAAAGUCCAAAUGUACAUGACCUUUUCAGUGAUCUUGAGUCAAUUCAGCUGCGCGAUAUGUAUAAUCUGGCACUGCAAGCACCAGUUUAGUUAAUGUGACACAUGCCUCUCUUAAAUUUGUACAUUUUGCUCUCAAACCAAGAAUUUUCACUGUCGUUGCACCUUUUUGUACAAACAUUUGACCCAUUUUAGAAGCUAAAAUUAAAACUAUUAUCUUUGCCUCCUUGAUGUGUAGAUUACAAAAACUACUGUCACAGUUGUGUGCAUGAACAUGGCGGUGGAAUUCAAAUGUCAUGUAGCUUUAUUCAUAAUGAGUGUGUUUUCUGAAAUGAACACUUAAGCAGCUGGAUUUUUAAAAGAUGCUGAAUUUCAUAAAACUUUUAACAACUUUCUGUCCUGGGUUGGUUGGUACAUCUUACCUUACAAUUCCUAAAAUACACCUCUUAAACGUUCUUGUUUGUUUCCGACUAAACCUUUUACACAACUUGGACUGAAGGAAUUUUCUUUUCUGGGGUAUAAUUUUACAAACAGGUAGGUUUGAGUAAAGCUAGAAUAUAUAUUUUUUGAAAAUCAUCCACUACCAUCUACUGUGAGUUAGUCUUUUUUAAUCGAUUUCUCCGAGGAAGCAGACAGACGGGUGACUGGUGUGACGCUGGGGUGUUCUGAAGUGUUUUAAAGAUGUGUGUAGAGAUAGAAACUGCUGUUUUAACUGUUGGUCCUGCUAAUAAACAAUCUACAUGAACCGGAUCUACGCUGCACUCGUUUGAACCUGAGGAAAAAUAAACAUGUGACUCAAAACCUUUGAUACAUAUUGUUCAUGUUUUUGUAGCUGAGCUUAAAGUUGUUUUAAGAACAUAAGAUGCCUUAAUGCAUGCUGAUGUAAACAUGCAUUUAAUAAAGUCAACUGUAUUGUACGUUCAGGCUGCAUCAUUUAAGCCUACGUUCAUAUUGAUCGAUGCUUCUGCUCAUUAGCUCUCUGUUUAAAAUGCUCCCAUGUGUUUAAAUGCACGUCACAUCUGGUGUUAUGUUUACGUUUCAAUUCAAUAAAAUCACAAGACACUA